Molecule: messenger RNA, 1749 nt
Organism: Penicillium longicatenatum
Lineage: Eukaryota; Fungi; Ascomycota; Eurotiomycetes; Eurotiales; Aspergillaceae
Product: sugar porter family MFS transporter
Exons: 2
Coding region: 1-1749 (582 amino acids)
Biological process (GO): carbohydrate transport; transmembrane transport
Cellular component (GO): plasma membrane
Molecular function (GO): carbohydrate:proton symporter activity
Source: RefSeq, a predicted model, not a curated record
AUGUUUGAAAAAGUCUUCCAUAAACGACCGCAAGACCUCUAUGCGAAUAGUGAGGCUACUGAGGUGCCUAGGGAGUCGGUCUCUACUGCUGAGCAUGAGAAAGGCCCUAGCGAUCUAGUGGAUACUCCUAUCCCGCUCUUUACGGUGCGCUCUUUUAUCAUGGGCAUCUUUGUGUCUAUGGGAGGUUUCUUGUUUGGCUACGAUACCGGUCAGAUCUCAGGUUUCCUUGAGAUGCCCAAUUUCUUAAUGCGCUAUGGUGAGCCGAGUGGAGAUGGAACCUUUCAUUUCAGCAACGCUCGCUCUGGUCUUAUCGUUGGCCUGUUAUCCAUCGGUACCUUGAUUGGAGCUCUAGUAGCAGCACCGAUUGCCGAUCGCAUUGGACGGAAAUGGUCCAUCAGUGGAUGGUGUACCAUACUCAUGGUCGGGGUGACUGUUCAGAUAUCAUCUCCCUCUGGCAAAUGGUAUCAAUUUGCCAUGGGCCGUUGGGUAACCGGACUGGGAGUUGGUGCUCUAUCUCUCCUUGUGCCAAUGUACCAAGCCGAGUCAGGACCAAGACAUAUCCGAGGAUCGCUGAUCAGUACCUACCAACUGUUCAUUACACUGGGAAUCUUCGUUGCCAAUUGUAUCAACUUCGGUACCGAGGCUCGCACCGAUACCUCGUCGUGGCGUAUCCCAUUGGGCAUCACCUAUUUCUGGGCUCUGGUUCUCGGCAUCGGUAUGCUAUUCUUCCCGGAAAGUCCUCGCUACGACUACCGCCACAAUAAGGUGGAAGCUGCCAUCGAGAAUCUAGCCAAGAUCUACGGUGUUCCCCGGAAUCACCGCGCGCUGCAUAUCGAAUUCGAAGAAAUCAAGCUAAAAUACGAGGAAGAGGUUCGCAAUGGCACAGUCACAUGGAAGAUGCUCUUCAAGGCUCCGACUAUGGGCUAUCGUGUCGCCGUAGGAGUCGCACUUCAAGCACUCCAGCAGCUCACAGGUGCCAAUUACUUCUUCUACUAUGGUACCACUGUCUUCCAAGGUGCUGGAAUCCAAAACAGCUACGUAACGCAAAUGAUCCUUGGCGGAGUGAAUUUCGGCACCACAUUUCUCGGUCUCUACCUCAUCGAGCACUACGGUCGUCGUCGCUCCCUCAUCGUAGGUGCUCUAUGGAUGUUUGUCUGCUUCAUGAUCUUCGCCUCAGUAGGCCACUUUUCUCUAGACCGAGAAACCCCCGAGAACACCAAAUCCGCCGGCGUGGCAAUGGUGGUCUUUGCCUGCCUCUUCAUUCUGGGCUUUGCCAGUACGUGGGGUCCAAUGGUAUGGACCAUCAUUGCCGAGUUGUACCCCUCACAAUACCGUGCGCGGGGAAUGUCUCUAGCCACCGCGUCAAACUGGCUCUGGAAUUUCUUGUUGGCGUUCUUCACGCCGUUUAUCACCAGUGCGAUCGAUUUUCGGUAUGGUUACGUCUUUGCCGGAUGUCUUUUCCUAGCUGCGGGGCUUGUCUACUUUGCUGUCAUCGAGGGACAAGGUCGUACUCUUGAGGAGAUUGAUACUAUGUAUCUCAUGAAGGUCAAGCCGUGGAAGAGUUCCAAGUUCCAGUUCCCGGCUGAUCCGGCGGUUAUUCGAGGGUCGUUUGAUAAGGGAGAUGGGACUGCUGGUGCUUCCACUCAUAUCCCGGAUGCUACUACUGAGCUGCAGGAAGAUGGGCAUGCGGUGCCACAGACCCAGUCCGAUGUGCAGCCUGAGUCGCAGGGAACACGAACGGAUCUAUAA